Messenger RNA from Porites lobata, 17520 nucleotides. The record is from the annotation of a GenBank genome assembly. Lineage: Eukaryota; Metazoa; Cnidaria; Anthozoa; Scleractinia; Poritidae.
UACCUGAGAUCAGGUUAACCACCUUUCCCGGGUCCUUUUGUUUUUGUUUUGUUUUCACUGAAACCGCUGGACGAGACAACUGGUGAGGUCAUUGUUAUCUGUGGUCUUGGCUCUUGUGCGCUUACCUAAAUCAGUUUCCGUCACACUCACUGGUUAGCAUUGGUUUGGGAUGGUUCGUUAAAAUCUUACACCAAAGAAAGCGAAGAGAACAACGAAGGUAUGGUAAACGCAUGUAGUAUAUGGCAGAGGUAUUUCACAGAACGCCGAAUGACUCCGAAUGCCUCUGAUUUAGUGUUUGUAGGAAACUAAGUAUGUCAGGUUCCAUUUACAGGCGCAUUUAGAAUCAUUACUGGGAAAACUGACCUGAAACUUGAUUCACUCAAUUUUGUAACCGUAAUCCCUUAGUUACUACCCUGCGAACAGAGUCUCCUUCGAUCUUCACUCAUCUAGGAAAGAUCGAAGCGACUCUGCUAGCACGGUACUAAACUUCAGUGUCAUUCGGCGCUCUGCAUUUCAUGAUUUUGCGUUUGGCGGUCUGCAAAAAAUCCCUGUCGGAGGAUUUAUGUAACUUAAGUACGACAGCCGAUGACAUAUCUCGUUUUUACGAUUAAAUAAAGAAAGUUCUAGCACCGAUUUGUUUGUCUCCUAAUAUUUUAGUUGUUUAUAAUCUUCCUUUGUGUUCUUGCAUUUUAAUUAACUGACAGCUGGCGAUGACUUUAGAAUACAAUUUUACUCUUCAAAUUCAUGGUGAACACUCUUAGCUACUGUUUGACUAUUCCGCAUGAAUUGGCCAAUUUCCAUAUUUUAGAAUUCAGCCUCAAACAAUUUGAGGCUCUUGGGAUAAAGCAUCUCCAGACAAUUAGCCUUUAAAUGCAUUUUGCAUUAGGCGGGUGCACCCAACGAGAAUAUAGUUUAAAACCACUUAAGCAUACAUGUAGAUAGCGUUGUUGAACAUAUUUUACUAUUUAAACGGUAGAUAUAGGCAUAUUUUUAUCCCCUAAAAAUUUUUCGUCUGUUUGGAUUUUCUAGCUGAAAGUGUAGUGAUCCAAAAAUUAUAGGGAUCGAAUUAACUUUUCGAAAAUUUCAGCCAGAAAAAAGGCUCCCAAAAAUUCUAGGUGACUUUUCUAGGAUAAAAAUCUGUUAAAAAUGGGCAAUAGAGUACUAAAGUGUGACGUCAUAAAAAUGAAAUUCCUGAAAUUAUGGGAUUUGUCAGGAUAUUCUGAAAGAACAAUGUCCAAAACUGAGCAUUUGGGGGAAAAUUGUCUCUGAGAUCGUAGCCCAGUUAUGCUUACAAAACUCCAUACAAACCCUUCUAAAUUUUUUGUGGGUUGACCCAAAAAAAAUUAGAAGGGUUUGUAUGGAGUUUUAUGAGUAUAACUGGGCUACGAUCUCAGAGACAAUUUGCCCCCAAAUGCUCAUUUUUGGCAAGUUGGCCUCUUGGACAUUGUUCUUUCAGAAUAUCCUGACAAAUCCCAUAAUUUCAGAAAUUUCAUUUCUAUGACGUCAUCACUUUAGUACUCUAUUAUACCAUUUUUAAGAUGUGCGAAAAUCCUAGGAGAGGCAGGCAAGCAAGAAAGUUUACAACAAAUGUUCCGAAAAUUGUAGAUCUUAAAUCAUCUUCCGACCAGACAUUUUCCGAAAAUUGAUGUUGGGUUCCCCUGAUUAGGCAACCACUCAACUGAAAAAUAAGCAUGUCUUUUACCUGUCCCUUGGGAGUAUGUGAUAUAUUCACCUGGUGCCCUGCCCUGUGCCCUCUUGUUCAAGGUAAUUAACCCUUACUUAUGAAACAUGACAAUGGAAGAUCUUUCUCCUCUGUGUGCGGAGGCUCCCACUGGGUAUCCCAAUAAAAAUAGCUAUUAAUCAAAAAAUAUGAAAGUGUAUGGUAGACAAUAAAAAUGGGAAGUGGGGAAAGGCAGUCGAUUUAUGUGGAAUAGUCCACCAUGCAGUAGUUUUAUAAGAAAGAGAUGAGUGACUCAGAGGAAGAAGUAUUCUUAACGUUAAGGCAGAGCGGUUUUGGAGGUUCUUUUGGGGCAUCCACCCUGACAGAUUUUUUGUGUCAGUCGUCUGAUGACAAGUCACAUUGAAAACUAAGACAGUCACUGAUGUAACUUGCAGUUUGACAUUGAAGGUGUUGAGUCAAAUUUGUUUAAAAGUAAGGUAACGAGGUGUGUGACACAAAUUCCUCGCUUGAAGUACAUUUGACAAAUGCUAACAAAGCAAAUGAGGUCCAAGAAAAUGCAGCAAGUCCAUCAGAACCGUAACUCAAAAUUCUGACUUGUUUUGACUGUUUCACUGGGUAGGUUAAAUAUGUUGGGAAGAUUCAGAGCAGGGUAAUAUGAUGAGAGGAAUGUAUGAACAGGGGAAAUAUAUAUUGCAUUACUUCGUGAUUGUUUUUAAUCAUUGUUUCAGCCCCACAAUCCCCUGUUGCAAUCAUAGCUGCCACCAGCUUUUCAGACAGUGAGUAAUAAUUAGGGGUUAUGUCAUAUAUUCCCAUAAAAAGAACAAAGGAAACCAAGUAAAGUGAAAAUAAUUAUGCUUACAUCGUGUAAAUUUCAUUUUUCCAUUACAGAUAAAGCAUGAACAUACAAAUGUACAAGCAAACGCUGAUGCCUCUGCGACUUCUAACAGGUGCAUUUGUCAUUAAUUGAUAUAAAUUGUUAGGUAAACUUCCAUGUUAAAAUUUUUUUGUUGUGAACAACAUCAUCGCUUUUUUUAAUAGUCGUGAACAAAUACAGAGGAUAUUUGAUACAUUUCAUGUACAUAAGUUCACAGGUACCCCAAGCUCACGAGUGAGAAUAGUUGUUGCAUAACAGAAGAAAAGAAGUAGUUAGAGGAGGAUUCUAAUGUGUACUGGGCUAAUUCUGGAGAGUGAAUUUACAUGGCAGAUUUCCUUUAGUUAAUAUGCUAGACCUUUGAUGGCAAGUAAGCAACCUUGGGGAAUUCUAUUUAGAGAGAACAACAACAGAACUAAAACUCAGUGGAAUCGCACUGAAACGGCCAAAUAUGCUAAGAACACACUGUGAAUAAAACAAGGAGACAGGGAAAAAUGUUAUUUUGUUUAUUUAUAAGCUAUUUUUAUGCUCAAAAUAACAAUCGCAAAAAUCCCCAUACAAAGCCUUAUAUUAUUUCUGUUAUGCAACAAUGAUUCUCACUUGUGAGCUUGGAGUGCCUGUGGUGAGUUAUGUGGAGUUCAACCCAUGUGCAGAUAUAUGAAGAACAUUUUAGCUUAUUGUUGGAAAAUCUGAUGUUGGUGGAAACGUAACCAGCAAACGAAAAAAUAAGAAUAAAGAGGAAAAAUCUUACAAACCUAAAGCGAAUAACAAAGGAAAAGAAAACAGUACCAUUGUAUGUCCUUGAAAACAAAUUUCAAACAGCACAGCAAAUCAUUCUAAGUUUCAGUUGGGUAACAAAAAGUCUUGGGAAAUUUCAAACGAGGGUUAAAUGAUUAAACUGGACAAAUAUUUAUCAACAAAGCGAAACUGAACCAACAGUAAUUUUGUAGGUGGACUGGUAAGAGAAACAAUCAUUCUUUAUAUUCCCCCCUAAGUAUUACUGAUUGCUUCAUCUGCAAAGCUGAUUUAUUCUUUUGAAAAAGAUCCCUGAUGACAAACUUCUCUAUUAUAGCAGGUUCAUAAAGCCACAGGAGUAUGAGAACUGACUCUUCUACAGAACCUUGAUACAUGUAUAAACCUUUUCAAGAAAAUAAUCCUUGCAGCAGGAAGGGACCAUUAGAAACUUUAAAUGUUGGAAAAAAGAAAUUCUGUUCCUAUGCAAAAUACACAUGAUAUACUCGUAGGCCCUCUGUCAAUAAGUAUACCUAGUAAAGCAAUAUAUUAUUAUUACUUCACGCUUGUUGGAUAUGAGAUAGUUAUAGCCAACUCAGUGCUACGCCCCUCAUUGGUUUUUUACCACUUCAUAUCCAACGCGCACUGAUGGAAUAAAUUAUUGUUUGACUGUAUUGGCAGCUGACAUUUAAAAUUUCUGCUAAUGGUAGAUUUACACUAUUGAUUUUGAUAGUAUUGGAAUAUUAAAGAACAUCCCAACCAGAAGCUCUCCCUUAAAACAAUAGCUUUUUUUUCUCAGUAUCAUUAGUUGGUCAACAAAUUAAAACAGUGUUAAACAUUAAUUAAUUUUUUGUGUGCAUUACAAUGUAAAUAACGUAACAGUGUCAGUUCAGCGUUACAUGUAUAAUGUUGUAGUUAAUUGUUUUUGGGUAUGGUAAUGUAAGCUAAUGAAUUUGAAACAAAGGAAACUAAAGUAAAAAAUUAACUGCAACAUACACCUAUAUCUGAUUCAGUACCGAGUUAUUAGAUUUAUAGUCAUUCAGGGUUUGCAAAUACGCCAAAUUUGGCGUAGUUUACGCCAAAAUUGUUUAGAUGACUCCACCGAGGUUACGGAGGGAGUCACUUUGACUCCAGAAAUUUCGGUAACAAACAGUUUUGUCCUUACCUUUUUCACAACAAAUACAAUUUACAUUAAUUGUAAACAUUGUAAACCUUAAUUAAAUCAUUGAAAUGAAAGAAUUAUACUGCACGACAAAACAGGAAGAGGGUAAAUUACGAUCAAAGUUUAUUCGAUGACCGCCAUCAUGGAUUUGAGCUUUCCAGAUCAGCAGACUGCCACAGCUACUUCGUGUAUCCCUCACGAUAGUGUAUACAUGCCAGGACCAUGUGCUGGAAAGUCUGAAAAUGGUUCUUUUCGUUGUGAUACUUGACUCCAAAUAUUCCAAAAUGACUCCAAAAUUUGUGAAGCAGAAGUCACACUGACUCCACUCAUCAAUAAAAUUUGCAAACCCUGUCAUUUAUCAACUUGAAUAUCACAAAAUCAUUCUAAAUUAUAUUUUCAUUUAUUUUCAGGAUUAAGUUUAUUAGAAAUUGUUCUUGGAGGUGAGGAACUUAGAACUGGUAAUUGAAGGAAUAAUUGUCUCAUGAAUAACAUACUACUAAUACAGCUAUAUAUUAAGUGCAUCUUCAUAGAAGAUGUUCCAGUUGUAGAAUUUCUGAUAUGAUAUGUUCAGGUGUAAUGCUGGGUGACAAUGUCACAUUAAUUAAUUUUGUCAGGAGUUAAAACCUGCACAAAAUCUCACUGCUGAGUGGCAGUGGCUUGAAAAGUGGAGUCCUUAACAAAAUGGAAUUACAUAAUCUGCCUGUUCAAAAUAACAUUAUAAACAUCAUGCAGAGCCUCUGAAGUUGUUACAAAUUAAAGUUUUUCCCUUCCUCUGUUCUUGCUUUGUUUGUGUAAACACUCAAACCUCCCAUGAGCGACAAACCAAAAGGCAAAAGGUUUGCCUUGUUAUCAUCGUUUACAAGAGUCUGACCACACAGGGGGCUCUCUACCCGGAACAGGCCAUACUCUUCCACUUUCUCAACGAUAAAUUUUUUGCAUCACUCACUCACCUAGCCUAUCGUAUUCAUCCUGGCUGGGGCAUAAAAGCAGGCUGAAAUUUGUUGCAUGUGAUAUGUAAAUUUUCUUUCUGAGUGACAACUAAAUGGAAGUUCCAUGCAUACUCAAGUUGCUUUACAUGUGACAGGUCAGUUAUUCAUGAAUAAGGUCUAGGAGACAAAAGAAAUAGGCACUUUGCAGCUUGCUGUUUACAAUAUUAUUGGACCAAAACUGCAGUACUGCAGGUGCACUGGAACAAGAGAAAAAAAGGCUGACAUUUCUGUUAACCCUCCACAAAGCAGCCACCCUCUAUUAAUUAAGCGACCAGUAACCAAAGUUCUGAAAUAAUAAGUUGUAAGCAACAAAAGUAAAUGAAACCUCUAUCAAGCACCCGCAGCAACCCUUUGGCUGUCCCGAUGAGAGGUCUCCUAUUUUGUCACCUCUACUAAAAUACCAGUAAGCAGCUGCCAUCAAGCAGUUUGAUAGACUUAGUAUAGCUUUAUUUGAAAAAUAUGAUGGAAAAAAAAGCAGUGAAAGGUAAAAGGUGAUGACUGACCAGUAAUGCCUUUCUCAACAUGUUUGUUUUGAUGAGGUAAUGAACUAUCUCUAGUUACAGAUUAUGCUACAUGUAAUUAAUGUGAUAAACCUCUGUUGAGGGGCCAACUUCCAUUACAGGGCUGUUUACCAUUACCCGUCUAAGGGUGGCUGCUUAAUAAGGUGCAACUGUAUUGAAAAUUAAAAAGAUUAAAAGAUGGAAUCCAUCAGGAAACUUAGUAAUUUAAAUUUUCAUGGACAAAUCCUUGUACCAGAAUAUAUUGCAUUCCUUUUUACACUUUUCAAGUGCUAUACCUGUAGAUGUAAUUAGUUAUCUGUAAUAACACCAAGACAGUUUCUUAUGCAAGCCCAAGAAAAUAAAUUUCAAAUUUCAUGGGAAUUGAGAAAACGCAGGUAUAAUCGUCAUGUGUAAGAUUUCAUUUGGUGAAGUUUGAAGUUUUUGAAGUUUGUUUUCUCGGGCUCCCAUAAGAACCUUUUCUUUGGAGGCAUUUCAUAUAACUUAUUACAUUUUAUAGCCCACAAAAAGUGUAAAAAAGACUGCAAUAUGCUUGAAAUUAUUCUGGUGCAAGGUUUUUGUCCGCUGAAAUUACUACCAGAACAGGUAGACUAUUUUCCUGGAGAUGUGCGUAACAGUUGCCACUAGCAACAAAGAUGAUCGUUGUUGGUUAUGUGACUUAAAGAUGGCAGCUCAAAAGGCAAACACACGUGAUCAUGCACAUUCCUUCGCAUUUCUUUGCCCACGCUUUGGCUGUCUUUUGUCGUUUAUUCAUUUUUUUUAAAAAUGAACUGGCCCCUGACUCAACUUCCUUGAACUGCUCUUCAAAAUAACCUGACGCUGGAUCCCCACUGUCAGCUGUUAUCAAUUCACAUAUCUUACUAAAGAAGUAGGCUAUUGUCUGUAUGCUCUUACCAUAGUUGUUUAAGACCUUCCUUGUUUGUUUAUGAAAAAGCUUGCCAUCGUCAUUUGAUUUUCAGUAAUGUAAAGAAUAGUGGUCACGUGAGCUUACAUUUGAGGCAUCAGGUAUAGAUCACAUAGGCUUAAAUCAAAUAUGUUUCUCUCCAGCGACAACUGUCAUGUGCGUCUCCGAAAAAACAGUCUACCUGUUUUGGUAGUAAAAUCGUUCUUAAUUUCCUUUAUUUGUUGUCCUGUCCCAGUGCAUCACUUGCUCUCCAACAUGCUGGUUUUGUAUCACGUGAAUGACUAGCUCCAAAGGGCCUAUUGAUCGACAAUAAUAUUGUCAAUUUUGUAACAGAUUGUAAAAGUGUGAUUCCUCAAAAUUAAUUAUGUGAUUAAAAUGAGGUCACUGUAUUGCGCAAAGUUUCACCAUAUUGACUUUGUUUAAUAUCAGAUCAGUUCUGAAUAAACUUUGCUAAUCAUUUUAUCUUACUUUUUUGGUUUUAGCUUUUUGUGACAAGACAUUUUCUAGUUCACUUGGAGCAAUAAUAACAUCACCAGACUAUUACAGUAGGUCAAGUUAUGCCAAUAACCAGAAUUGCCAAUUCGACAUUCGAGUUAGUUCUGGGUAUGCGCUCAAGCUGACAUGGACCACAUUUGAUGUCAAGGGUGAUAUGCCCAACUGCUAUGAUGAUUAUGUGGAGAUUUACAUUGGAUGCAGCCGAAAGUCCAUCGGAAAAUAUUGCUCUGACAACAGCUACAAGCCCCAUAAUAUCUACUCACCAGAUAACUGCUUGCGUAUUAAGUUUAGAAGUGACAGCUCUGGAAGUGGAAAAGGAUUCGUAGCCUCAUAUUCUACAAUCUCGAAGUUUUCUUCGGGUAUGUACAUGUAUAGAUCUACUCCAUAACUACAUGUAAUGGUGGAAUUGGGAUAAAAUGGGAAACUCGACAUCAUACUAGAUGGUAUUCUGUCGGACAGUACGGAAUUACUGAAUAAUAAUAUAUCAUUCAUGACCGUACAAAAAAUGCAAAGGAUGAAAAUAAGUGGUAACUCGGAGUUUCACGUGCUAAGCGAUCCUUGGAGUAAAAGUUCUAAAAACAGAUUUCAGUUUUAAGUGGGAAAUAAAAAAAUUAUGGAUGGUUGGAUAAAAUUUAAAUUGGAGCUGUGAAAAGUGGAAGGGGAUUCCAUGCCUCAUAUUCUACAUUCUCCAUAUAUUCGGGUAAAUGCCUGUUCUAUAACUAUAAACUAACUAACUAACUAACUAACUAACGGUCAGACAGAGUACCAUAUAUAAAUUGAAGGAUGGUAAACUUUGUCUUAAAGUAGCAACGAUUGUCAUAAUAAUAAUAAUAAUAAUAAUAAUAAUAAUAAUAAUAAUAAUAAUAAUAAUAAUGCGAUAAGACUGUAAAACAAUAACCACACUGAAUGGAGCUCAUCACCUAAAGAGUCACUUAGGUGAAAGUUACAGCUUUGUUGUAUCCAUGAGUAAUUGCUGCUGUCAGUGAUAUAAAGAUCAUCUGUGUACAGUAGUAUGCAUUUGUUUCUGCUCCUGUUCAAAAUUGUUGUUUUUCUUCCUUUUUCCUCGUGCCUGCCAUUUUUUUUACCCAGAAACAGUUGCCUUUAAUCUUUUCCGUGAGUGCAAAGGCAGCCUGGAGCCAUCAAAAUUUCACUUUAUUUGCUUGUAAUAUGUAUAGGUAAUGGCAUGAUUAGUAGUGAUAUUUGGCAUAAAUACCACAAGACAGUGAUAUUUCUAAAUUGUUAUACGUAAUUCGCCGUUAGGCGAGUGAAAUUUGAAACAAUUUUGAAAUAUCACGAGUGGUAUUUAUGCCAAAUAUCAAGUACAAAUCAUGCUAUUAUUUGUUUAUACUACUACCCGCAAAAGGUUUGUUAUUUUCACAUGUGGGUAUUUCAAAUUAUGCUGAAAUACCAUUGCUCUAAGCCAAUCAAAUUGCAUUCUCAUGUAGUGGUAUAAAGUUAUGAAUUUUCUCCAGACAAUUAAUAUAUCCGACAAGUGAAAUUUCAGCGUUAAUUUGUAAUUUCACAUGUGAAAUUACAAAAUUGCUAUGGCAACCUUCCAUACGUCUCAGUGUCAAGAUGGCGACCAAGUUUUAAAAUGCCGUGAAUGAAGAUCUCAGGGCACAAAAAUACGCGUUAGAAAACCUGAACACACAAGAGAACAUCAAGAAGGAUUCUAACGGGUAUUUUGCCGAAACAGUCUGAAAAAUUCUGAACUUUAUAAGCCAAAUUUAAGAUCUAAACAUUUGAGAGAGUGGAGUUCUCGAUCGAUACGAUCCAGGAUAAACAUGUCAAAAAUCCAAGAUUGCUAACGUAAUUCGUCACCCAUGAUAUUAAUAGGUAAUCAAAUGGUAUACUCGUGAAAUUAAGGAAUAAUUUCACUUGCGUAUAAGGAUUUGGACAAAAUGCGCGUGAAAUUAUUUCCUAAUUUCACUCGUCACCAUUUGAUUACACAUACUAACAUGUACAUGUGCUGACUUUUUUUCUCAUUCCUCAUUUUUUAUAUGAGUGAGGAUGAAAGGGUUUAUUGUAAAGAUUAAUGUAAAUUAAGAAAUGGUGAAAUAUUUUGAAUCAAUAAUAACAAUAUAAAUUAUGUCCUUAUUUUUACCUUGCAGCUUCUGGACUCUAUAGUAAGUAUCAUGAUUUAUCCCCUGAAAGUUAUUGGUACAUGUAGUAGAUGUUAUAGCUACAUGUAGGAUUCAGGGGUUUUGUCAGAUGAGGAAAAGAUAGACAAUAGACCAGGCGAUAUUGUGAUUGCAGUAAUGUCCAAAUGAAAAUGCGUUUCAUAAUGACCAAAGAAGUAAAGGAAGUAGAUGUGUUUGUUAAAAAUUGUGGCUACACGUAAGUGCUGGUUCUUGGUGAAGUAUAUGUCACUGAUGUUUAAGAACACUUUUCAAGGUUGCUUUUGACUAAUUUGGAGUCCACUCUCAUGGUCUAGAGGUUUUUUCAUGCCUGUCCAGUGAACAAAAUUGUUUCUUAUCUUCAGUCAAAUGAUUUUGUUUUUCUUAUUUUAGGAGUUGUUAAAAUUUGUGGACAAUCCAUUUGAAUGAUCACAUAUGUUUAUUAGGAGUUACUGAUUCUCUGUUUAUAUGGUCACUUCUGAAAUGUCUAUUAAUUUUUAUUGAUUGAUUUAUCAUUUUAUGAAUUAUUAUUUUACAGGCUACUGCUAUUCAGAGUAUUAUCCCAAGACAUUGUAUGGGAAUUAUGGAAUCAUAAAUUCCCAAAAUUGGCCCCAAGUUUAUCCACCUUCCAAAGACUGUUAUUGGAAAAUUGACGUUGGAGACAACAAUAGAAUUAAAAUUGCUUUCAUGGACUUUGAUCUAGAGUAUGAUUUAGGAUGUGGUGAUGACAAACUCAAAGUAAAAGGUGAGAAAGCACAUCGUUGUUUAUUGGUAUUAAGUAAUAUUAUUUGUCUUUAGAAAACAGGUCAUAUUAUUUUUAUGGCUCCAUGAAAUUUUUUUUUUGGGGGGGGGGAGGUGGGGUGCAUACAAAGAAGUCAGUUUUACAGCUUGCCCAAAUGGCAAGCUGUACACUAGCUACUGUAGUAGUUAAUAACCUGAGAGGCAUUUUAACCGGCUGUAAAUGGCCACAAAAAAUUAAAGGAAUUACAUAAUGGUGGUUGCUCAUGGGAGGCGGUCACUUACAAGAAAAGAACCAUGGGGUGUCUCCUCAGUUAAGAAAUCCCGACAUACCAACAUUGUAGUCAACUCUCUCAUAGUGUCCAUGCACUUCUCGUAAGCAUCUAUCUCCCAUAAGAGACCAAUUUUUAAACAAUUGUUUUGUGUCUCAGACAAAUACUAGCUAUUUCAAAAAUUCUCUUGUAAGUGACUGGUCAGUACUAAAUUUCUUAAACGACUGCGAUCCCCCUUAAGGCCAGAAAUUUGACAUUCCAGUUUGUCUUCUGUUUCUGGGAAGGGAACACUUAGCAUGAUCAUAUGAUUGUAAGAAACCAUUGCUCGAAUGUCACAAGAGUUCAGUUCUUAAGUAAUGGCACCGACCAAGCGUGCUGACAGAUUGUAGCCAUUGACUUACAAAAUAGUUGGCUUUUAAUAAUAAGAUCUGUGGGUAAAAAGUGAAUUGAUGCAAAAUGUUGUGUACAAAGUGUCAACGGUUCCAAGCACUAUUCGAUGUGACACUUUAUUGCCAGUUGUCUAUUUGACUAGCUUUAGCUUGUUAGGUACAUGAUGAUGUAUUCAAUAACUUUAUGUGAAAUUUACAUUAAUCAGUUCAGUUUAUUAAGCUUAUUUUCUUUAUUUUCCCCAAAGAUGACCACUUCCUGUCAUGUAGCAACCACUUAAGAGAGAGCUUUAUAGCUGACUGUAUUAUUUUGGUGGACAAUUGAUUGGGUGCAAUUCUAAGUUCCAUAGGUGGUGUUACUAAAAUUCGUCAUUUAUUUUAAUGCUCCAAGUAGCAUAGUUAGCACAUACAGUCAACUCUCUGUAAGACGAACACCUUUGGGACCGGCACCAGCUGUCCGUAUUAGAGAGAUGUCUGUCGUAUAAAAAGUCAAAUAAGGGGAGUAAAGAGAAGAGGGGACCAACUCUAGGUGUCUGUUGUAUAGAGAUGUCUGUCUUUAUUAUAGAGGUGUCCGUUAAGAGAGAGUGGACUGUACAGCAAACAAAGAGAUCAGACAAUGUGUUGUGGUCACUUGCAAGAGGUUUAAAACAAUGGAAUUUUAAUAAACCAUCAGCCUUGAAAAGUGAUCACGGUCGAAUACAGGAGGUGGUCGUUUAUGAGAGGUUCUAACUGUAAGGCUUUGACUAGGAGAGUUCCGGUGUUUUGAAUUAGAGGCGGUCGCUUAUGGGUGGUGGUCGCUUACGAGAGGUCCCAACCAUAGGGCUUUGACUGGAAGAGUUUCAAUGUUUCGAAUAGACAGCUGCCUAUGAGAGGUGGUUGCAAGUAUAUGUUCAACUGUAUGUAGUAGCAAAUGUGAUGCUCUUUAAAUGAUGAGACCUAAUACUUUUGGUAGAGCUGGUGGUGCUUUUAUUUCACUGUCAAACUAAUGAAACCAUGAAAAGCCUGAAAUCUUUCAGGAAUGUUUGUUGAGUCGCAGUAUGACUAGUCUGCUACCCAGCCAUUUUUGGAGGAGAGUUGCGUGACGACACUAAAAACGGCUGUGUAGCAGACUACACUAUGACCAGUCAUGCAAAAGAUUAGGACAUGGGAGCCAGCCGGUGUUGCUUGUCAGUUGUGGUUUCGGUUUUUCCACACUUGAUUGGAUUUUUUCUUGCAAAGCAAUAUCAUUCCAAAAUUAAUACUGGUGUGCACAGUUUUGUUAGUUGCUGUAACUAUAGUACUGUUCAAGUGUUCAUCCUAAUUAUUGAGCCAUGCAUUGUACAGUAUGACAUAUACUUCUCGUUGUUUAUUUUACAGGGGAGGACAGUUAUGAUUCAUAUGAUUCAUCCACCACUGUUAAAAGCUCAAUGUGUGGUUCAAAGAGUCCAUUCUACUUCACCUCAUCAUAUGAUAAAAUCUGGAUCAGAUUUAAAUCAGACAGCCGUAUUCAAGACCGUGGUUUUGUUGCUGGUUAUGUCCUUUACAAGGACUCAAGUAGGUUCUGCACUUCAAUUGAUAAUAAUAUUAUUACCUUUGAUAAACCUUUAUUCUUAAUUAGUAGAAUGGGGGCAUUCUACCAGAUAAAGAGAGUGACAUCAGUAGAAAGUUUGAUAUGACCUAAUGAGAAUCAUUCAGGGUCCUGUUUUGGUUAACUCUUGUCCUUGAUUUUAGUAGUUACCGUAUUUAUUCGAAUAAGCGCCCAACCUCGAAUUAGCGCCCACCUCGAAUAAGCGCCCAUCCUAAAGGCAGAAAAAGUUCAUAAGCGCCCAGCCUCGAAUAAGUGCCCACCCCCUCCUCCUCCCAAUCAAUUUCAAAUAGGCGCUCACCCCCAACCCCACCCCACCCACUUGAGUGAAUAAAUUCUAAUAAGAGCCUUUCCUGAGGAUGGAGAUUUCUUCAGAGUAUUUUACAGAAACCUUGCUUUGUUACUUCUUCGCGUUUUGUUAUUAGCAUUUGUUGUUUGGUUGCAAAAUCAACAUACUUCACUUGCUGAAAAUGGUGAAAAUUUAACAAGCACCCAGCCUCGAAUAAGCGCCCACUCUCAAGGUCCAAAAAUUAAAUAAGCGCCCAGGGCGGUUAAUCGAUUAAAUGCGGUAGUUGUAUUGCUUUCCUAUGUCUUUGUGUAAGGUGAUACUAUAAUAAUGAGUUUGAAACAAAUGGAACAUUUUAGACCAGAGAUUUUUCCACAUUAUACACAAUGCACCACUUCCAUUUUACCUUUAUUCAAAGGCCACAAUACUUGAACAAGACAACAAUUUUUCUUUCCUCACUGGUUAUUAUUUAAGAAACUAAGUUCUUAAUUCUAUGCAGGAAAAGAUUUAGCCUGCGUAGCAGGCGUCGAAAGAGUAGGGGUAAGGGGUAGGGGUAGGGGAUAGGGAGGAAGGGGAAAAGGGGAGGGGGAUUGGGGAUUUUCCCUCUCUCCCUUCCCCCUCCCCCUCCCCUUUUUACGCCUGCCAUGCAGGCUAGAAAAGAUUUGGAUGACUGACAUGUUGUGUAUUUUCAAGAUCAUUAUAUUUUCAUUUAUAAGUUAUCAUUAUAACUUUGUUCUCUUUUAAACAGCAAGUGACUCUUCUGACUCGGAUUCCUCUACCAGCUCUCCCCCCGGUAUUAUUACUGGGAUCAUAGUUGCAUUGAUUGUCGGUACCUGCAUUUUCGUCGUGUUUGUGUACCGAAGGAAACUUGCCGUGCGACAACGGCAACAUAUGAUGAUGACACAAGUUCAAAUACCUCCUCCACAAGUUGGAGUACACCACCCACCCCCGCCCUCUCAACCUGGAUAUGGACCACCCCCUCCUGUAGGAUAUGGUGCACCGCCUCCCGCUGGUGCUGUACCAGCCCCAGGAUAUGCCCCACCCCCCUACAGUCAGGUUGUGGCGGCACCUUAUCCUCAGCAAGGUCAGUUGUGUCACAAAAUAAUAAUUAAUUAAUUUAUCAAUUAAGGGACAGUGUUACCAAGAAUUACUACUACAGAAGAUUCAAUGCGACUGAACUGUAACUAGUUUAGCAAUAACAUUUCACUACGUCUCCGUGCACAAGGUGCAUGGCAACUGUUUCAGAAUUUUUUUUGCCUUAGGACAGGUAAAGAUCAGAAGUCAACGAGUUGUAUUCAAGAGAAAAUUCUGGUGUUACUUUGUGCCUACAAAGUUUUCUGUCGAAAAACCGCCCCUCCAAAUAUAAGUAAUUGGAAAAUUGCCCUCAAAUACAAAGUAAAACAAAGCAAAAACAGUAAAUUUACUUCCAAAUAUAAGGCUAGCCCAAUCGAUUUUGAGACGCAAAUUUCCCUCCGUAGAUAAGCCCCUCCGAAUAUAAGCCCCUCAAAAAGGGCCUUUGAAAAAUAUAAGCCCUGGGGCUUAUUUUCGGAAUUUUACGGUAUUGGAGAGGGGAAUUAGUAUAAUUUUUGUAAUAUGAUUGUGUUUUUACCGAUAUUACAUUUUCAUAAGGUAAAACCGGACAAUACCCUCCACCGCAGGGUGGGCCAGCACCCUACCCGGUUCAACAGGCUGCAGGAGCCCCACCCUAUCCCCCUGGUCAGCCAGUAGCAAUGGCUUCUUAUCCACCAGAGCAGCCAGGAGGGGCACCAGGCUACCCUACAGCUCCACCAGGGGGUGUGGCACCUUACCCUGCAGCUGCACCUGCAGGUACUACCCCCUACCCGUCAGCAGCACCUGGAGGCUCCUCACCCUACCCCCCUGCACCACCAGGAAACGAGCCUUAUCCCACAAAGCAAUAGGCUAUCAGGUGAGAGAUCAACCUUUGUCAUUUACGAAAUGUGUCCCGCAAUUGUUUCUGGGAUAGUUACUGAGGAUACGCCGGUCAGCUAUUGGCCAAUAGACCUUUUUACCGAUAUGGCGGCCUUAUUGAAUUUAUUCGAUUUAACAUUAAAAUGUACAUUUUAAUUUACCAUUUUGAACGUACCAAAAUUUGUCUUGGACGAGUUGGAAAUUGCACAACAAAAUUUGGCAUUUUUGUGGCCUUGUUAUGACCAAGACUAACAAGCUUCUUCCCCUGGACCUUUUUUGUCAAGUAUGCAUGUAGUGUCUGUCCUUUCUAAUUACAAAGGUCCUUAGGGCUAGCUCGGCGACAAAAUUAGUUGAGGCACUUCGCCUUAAAGGGGCUUUCUGAUGUUUUACUGACUUCAAAAGGGGAAAAUAAAGCUUUUCCUCCCCCAUCCCCACCAUUCAAUGUUGUGCCACUGUUCGAGCUACCCAUAGAAAACAACAAACACCCCAACUAUGAACGGAAGGGAGAGGGGAGGGGUGUGGGUUGUUUUGUUCUUUGAAGUUACCCUAUUUGAGUACAAUGUCUCAACAAUUUUGUCACCGAUUGUAGCUUGGCCAGAGUCUUCUAAAGUAAAGUUCAGGUAACUGGCAGGACUUCAAACGCAAUGUUAGACGAUCCCGGAGCCGACCGCAGACUAGGUAGAAUUACGUUUGUCUAAUUGGCUGCCUUCCAUACAAUCAUUGGAUGGUUUAUCUCGUAUUAAGAUCGCAUUCUUUUACACUGCAGAAAAGUCGGGUUUUCCCCCUCAAAAUUGGGUUUCAAUGCGCCAGCGUAAGAUUUUCGCGCCAUUAGGUCCUUUCUCUCCAGUCUUACACCUUUUUUCACCCUCGCUCCUGGACUGUUAUGUAGUCUACUCUCUCCUCGGCCUCAUCCACAAGAGAUCUGGAUACGAGAUUUCCCGGCCUCGUCCCCAAAAGUCGAGGUGAGCCAGACAAACCAUGUGAUGAUGUGGAUACCUGAAUCAAAUCGUGGAAUUUAUAGUCCAAUGUUGUCAUUGUAUAAGAUCGCCUGCUGCGAACAUCCUUUCUGAUUAAUGCAUUCUCUCUAAUCUUGCAGGUGUCGGAAUGUAUCUGACAUCUGAGGCCGAUGUUCAUAAAGCCGUAGGGAAAGUCAUUCCACAUGUCAGUUGCUACUACAAUUAGAUAAUUAAUAGAUUGUUUUGUACCCUGCAGGUCAGGUUUUACGGUGCCGUUAAAGGCACCUCGUCCCAGCGGAUAUAUCACGGGCUCUCUAUUCGACAGAAAAUUGCGGAAACGUUUAAGUUUUUAAAACUGUGAUUCACGCUAUUAAAAUUCUGGGAACAGAAUCGCGCAGAAAGCAAAAUUACACAAAAUACUGAAAGUUGUAAUUCCUUGCGUGGUUGCCCUCUUUUUUUGUUUUUGUUUGUGUUUUUUUUUGGGAAAUUUCAGACUGAUCUAAAACUUGCGGAACACUUAACCGGAAUUUUUGUGGAAAACGUUGAGCCCAUCAGGUGUGUGUGUGUGUGUGUGUGUGUGUGCGCGCGUUUUCUUCUUCCUUUUUUUAGUUUUACCCUUUUUAGCCGCACCGUCGCUAUUAGCCGAGGAAGUUUUAUUAUUAACUAGUGUAAUAAGCGUUAUAUAUGUCAUUUUGUACAAAACACUACAGUCGGUAGCACGGUAGUUAAAAAUCGUGUCACAUCUCAAAAGAUGUAACUUGUUAUGACAUAGAAUUUAAUUCUAAAUUUGGUUAGCCUGUUCCCCAGACCCGUCAUCGAGCGGGCAUAUGAAAAUACAAACCGCGGGAGAUUUAUUGUCCACGGACGCAAGGUCAGAACUAGCUGGCCAGACCACUUAUCUCGAAAAUGAAAUUCUAGGCUCUUUUGAGACUUAACGCUGAAACCCAUCGGAUCAUUCGUGCGUACCACCAUUUAGGAAUAGACUGAUCUGGCUGAAUAGUCCUGAUUAAUAAUGGAAUUCCCUUUACGACUGAACUGGUCCCCGGAGGGGGGUAUUCCCUAUUAUGGCCUCUGCGGGGAGGCUCUAAUGUAUAUGAAAGGGUAGGGAAAUCCGUCAUUUAUUUUGGGGCUGUAAAAGGGCGCAAAAGGGCUAACCUUUGAGCUAGCAGGUGCAUUUUAUGGCUUUGCAAAAGUCGAGGAAAUAUUCUGGUUUUGUGAUUUAUUCAUAUUUUGGAGACAGUGCAUUUACAGCCCUUAAAAGGGAUGAAAAGUUCUAAACUAGGUAUGCGAAAUGGGUACCUUUUCCUGUAAAAAAUGUUAUUUAAAAGGGAAGGGGGUUGAACCUCAGGCAGGGCGGAGCCUCGCCAUAUAAAACUUUAUCGAGUUGUCCCCCUAUUUCUGACUAAUGAUAAGGGCCCUUUGUUUCAGAUGAAGAAACCAUAUACUCAUUCAUUAUUUAUUCUCACACUUUAAGUGCUGGAUGUGAGCAUACUGAACAGAAAAUUUUUCUAUACUUGUUUCUCUUAUAUUUCAGAAUUUCCUAUAAUUAUUGGUCCUAUAGAAGUGGUCAUUUAGAAGCUGAUCACAUAUCCUAACUAUGUACACACUCCUUUAUCUAGAGGAUAAUUGUUGAAAUAAUGAAUCGGUAAAGUAAGAAUACAUUAGAAGUGCCGUGAUGUUGGUAUUGACUAAUAUGAGCUAAGUAUCUUUAGGGCUUAAGGUCUGCUUUUUUCUUUGUAUUUAAAGUACGGCGUCAUAUUGUGCUACUGUAUGAGUAAUAAAGUCGUAUUACACCUUGACCUGUGUGGAAAUCUUUACUUCUAAACAAGAAAUAGUGUUAAGAAAUAAAUGAAAACAACGGUGUUGCGGUUUAUGUUGGUAGCUCCCUGACCGUGCACAGUCCUUUGUUUUCUGUUGACA